Molecule: messenger RNA, 6651 nt
Organism: Brienomyrus brachyistius
Lineage: Eukaryota; Metazoa; Chordata; Actinopteri; Osteoglossiformes; Mormyridae
Product: tripartite motif-containing protein 16-like
Molecular function (GO): protein binding; zinc ion binding
Source: RefSeq, a predicted model, not a curated record
UCACAGUCCAAAAUAGAAUAUUUUCUUGAUAAAAUACUUACAUUACCUAAUGUGUCAGAUGAAGACAGAGAAAGCAUCAAUGAUCCCAUCUCUUUAGGUGAGGUUUUAGCAGCCCUUCAGUCUAUGCCCUCCAACAAGUCACCUGGGGCCUCAUGUAUAAACGGUGCGUACGCACAAAAAUGUUGCGUAUGUCCGUUUCCACGCACACGUUGAGAUGUAUAAAAAUUAAACUUACCACUACGCACAUUCUCACGGCAGCUCCAUACAUGGCGUACGCACAUUUCUGCUCGGUUUUGUACACGGACGGCACCCAGUGGUAAGUCAUUGCUACUGUGGUUUCCCUUUUUAAACUCACAAUCAUGACACUGACUUCAUUCAAUACAGCGACAAUACAGUGACAUUAAUUGUAUGUUGUUUACAAAUGUACGGCACAUGAUUUUGAACAUGCAUCUCAUUAAUGCAGGAAUCGGCGACUCUGGGCCAGCAGGGGGCGCAGCAGGAACCGCUGACUCUGGGCCAGCAGGGGGCGCCGUGUUGGCCUGAGCUUUGCGGGGUGGCGCAGCAGCCGCCAGGACAGGCAGAUCAGGCACGGGCAGGACAGGCAGAUCAGGCACGGGCAGGACUGGCAGAUCAGGCACGGGCAGGACAGGCAGAUCAGGCACGGGCAGGACAGGCAGAUCAGGCAUGGGCAGGACAGGCAGAUCAAUUAUAGCCGCCAGGGUUGGCGGCAUAAAAGCGGGCAUUGUCCUUUUAAGAUCCUUUAAGAUAGUGUCUCACAUCACCCCGGCUCCUUGGUUAGCCACGCGGACUUCCCGGUAGUAGUAAGCCGCAAGUGGCGGCCACUCGGUACCGGUGAAACGGGUUUGGAGUACCUGCAUGCGGGACAUGGCGGCGGUGAUGUCCUGGGUAAACCCUGCCGGGUUUCUGAUUGAAAGAGGUACCUCCCAAUUUCCAGCGGGGAGAGAAACGGCGAGAAAGAUGGACCGGAGGAAAAUUGCCGGGUCUUCGUUCUGUUGUUGCUCACUCCGCCUCUUCUUUUUCCUCCAGCUUGUGACUGUCUGCAGAGGUAGGGUUAUAUCUUAUCGCUGCUCUCCGCUGAGAGACAGCGGCAGGAGCCUUCUCUCCAUCACCCUUUCCAACAGUUGCCUGAGGUUAUGGAGUACCUUGCCUACGAGGUGCACGUUCCUGGACGGAGACAUCCUCUGCAAAAGGGUUCCUCUCCAGCUGGCCAGAUUCAGUGCCACGGGGUCCUCCUGAAGCAGACCGAGGCGUUGAUCCUCGGUCUGGGGAAGCGCUUCUUCUUGUCGGUAAUUCUGUUGUGACCGGUGGCAGGCACCUUAUUAUUAUAUUAUAAUAAUUAUUACAAUUGUAUACAUAAUUAUGGUCGGGGGGUGGCUGUGAGCUCAUUCACGUAUGUAAAAUUUCACGCUCAUUGGGAUUCAUAAAAGGAAUGUGCUGACGCACAGUUUUUUGCAUAUGGAUAUGUUCUUGCGUACGCACAUUCCUAGUUUUAUCUGUACGCCAUGUUUUAGUGUGAAUGCCCUUACAGGAUACAGCUGCCACAUGCUCUGAGGUUGCCUGAUGGGGAGCUGUAGCUUGGUGCAAUGCCUUUACGGGAUACAGCUGCCACAUGCCCUGAGGUUGACUGAUGGGGAGCUGUAGCUUGGUGCAAUGCCUUUACGGGAUACAGCUGCCACAUGCCCUGAGGUUGACUGAUGGGGAGCUGUAGCUUGGUGCAAUGCCUUUACAGGAUACAGCUGCCACAUGCCCUGAGGUUGCCUGAUGGGGAGCUGUAGCUUGGUGGAAUGCCUUUACAGGAUACAGCUGCCACAUGCUCUGAGGCUGCCUGAUGGAGAGCUGUAGCUUGGUGGAAUGCCUUUACGGGAUACAGCUGCCACAUGCUCUGAGGUUGCCUGAAUUACCUACAGAGAAACUGAAACUUGCCUUUGGCACCUUGUAGACCAAAAGGCGCCAAAGAAGCCUUAUCCAUGUUGGUAUAUGCAGGCUGUGAAUUUUCUGGGAAGUUCCGCUUUGUCAAUCAGGUAGUUGAAAAGCAGCGGUGCCCUUUAGGAAACUGUCAACAAUCUUGCCCAAGCUCUUGACUUGUUUUUCUGUCACCACUGGAAUCAGGGUCUAUCCCAGGGUAAAGGGGAACCGAUCGGCUAUUCCUCCCUUUUUCAGGGCCGGGAACCAGGACUUAGCUGGUUUAAAACUAAUCCUCACCCAUGAGAUGAGUGACUCCAGCCCUUGAAGGAGUCAUCUGCUUCCAGGAACAGAUGUACACAGACAUACAUUCUCAGUAUAACCGGUCUCUCCUCCCUGUCUGCCAUUUACAUAAUCUCUAUCUGCAACAUGAAAAUGUAGGAUUGUAGCUUGUUUGGGGAAAAAAAAAUGUCCAUAACAGCUAUACUCAUAAAAGCUAAACAAGCGGGAGCAGACUUACCAUAAGGGAAGAGUAGGGAGCCUUGAAAACUAGGACCCCAUGAAGACUGAAUUUCCAGAAGUUACAUUUAACAAUAUAACAUAAUCUGAUUAUGUGAAUGACAGUAACAUGCAUGUUAUUUACAUUUUUAGCGAGUUUUCAGGAUAGACAAAGUACUUUGAGACUUUGCGCUACCCAGCUUUCUUUUACCACUGGAGUCCACCGAUUGUUCACUGCCAAGGAAACUGGUACAAAGUAGCCUAACAAGAGGAAAAUGGCACAAAGAUACAAGACUAACAUUAGACUAACAAGACUAACACUCUGACAGGUAUGUUUUACUGCUGGCACCCCAUCUUUUGAUUGCAAUAUCAUUGUUGUUCCAUUGUGUCCAAUGGCCCACUUAGGAGGUCCCCUAUUCUUGUCAGCUUAGGUCCCCCAGAGGAGUUAGUCCACCCUUGUAAACAAGCAUUGCGUUUGUUACCUAUAUAAUUUCCCACAAUAUUGUAUUUACUUCAUGAACUCCAACUCCACUGUUUGCCCAGUCUGCUCUUCUCAGUCUGGCCUCAGUCCAAAACCACACCUGCUGCAGCCUGAGAAGCAGGAAGUUCCUCCCACUGUCACACACAGACGACUGUGAGAGAAAACGAAACUAAAUCAUAUCAGUGUUCGUGGUAAAAUGGCACACGCCAGCUCAGCACUGGAUCCAAACCAGUUUAGCUGUGCAAUCUGUCUGGAUUUACUGAAGGAUCCAGUGACUAUUCCUUGUGGACACAAUUACUGUAUGAGCUGCAUAAAGAGCUGCUGGGAUCAGGAGGAUCAUGCUGGAGUUUACAGCUGCCCCCAGUGCAGACAGACCUUCACACCCAGGCCUGUUCUGGGCAGAAACACCAUGCUGGCUGAAGUGGUGGAGAAACUGAAGAAGACUGGACUACAAACACCUACUCCCACUGACCAUUAUGCUGGACCUGGAGAUGUGGAGUGUGAUUUCUGUACUGGGAGAAAACACAAAGCUGUCAAGUCCUGCCUGGUGUGUUUGGCCUCUUACUGUGAAACUCACCUCCAGCCUCACUAUGAGUCUCCAGCUUUUAAGAAGCACAAGCUGACUGAUGCCACUGAACGUCUGCAGGACAAAGUCUGUUCCCACCAUGACAAACCCCUGGAGGUCUACUGCCGUACCGACCAGCAGUGUAUCUGUUAUCUCUGUAUGAUGGAUGAACACAGAGGCCAUUAUACAGUCUCAGCUGCUGCAGGACGGGCAGAGAAACAGAAACAAAUAGGGGAAACAGGGAGAAACUUUCAGCAGGGAAUUCAGAUGAGAGAGAAGGAGCUGCAGGAGCUGAGACAGGCUGUGGGCUCAAUCACAAGAUCAGCACAGUCAGCAGUGAAGGACAGCGAGAAUAUCUUCACUGAGAUGAUACGCUCCAUUAAGAAAAGACGUUCUGAUGUGACAGAGCUGAUCAGAGAUCAGGAGAAGGCUGCAGUGGAUCAGGCUGAAGGACACAUGGAGAGACUGGAGAAAGAGAUUGAUGAACUGAAGAGGAGACACUCUGAGCUGGAGCAGCUUUCACACACAGAGGAUCACAUCCAUUUCCUCCAGAGGUACCAGGGUCUUCCUGUCACCCCUGAAGCUGGAUUUGGACCCAGAAUCUCCGUCAGUCCACGCUGCUCUUUUGAGAACAUGAGGAAGGUGGUUUCUGAGCUGAAGGAGAAUGUUUGCGAAAAGAAAAUGGCAGAGAUCCAUCAUAAAGGUGUCACGUUUUCGCUGAAUGCGGUUACCAAAGACACCGUCCUACCAGUAUUAGUGCCCAGGACCAGAGCAGAAUUCUUACAAUAUUUCUGUCGGCUCACUCUGGACCCCAACACAGCAAACAGACACCUCCACCUAUCUGAGGGGAACAGAGUGGUGACAUGGAAGACAGAGAUACAGUCAUAUCCUGAUCACCAGGAGAGGUUUGACUCAUGGUUCCAAGUCCUGUGUACAGAGGGUCUGACUGGGCGCUGCUACUGGGAGGUUGAGUGGAGCGGGAUCGUGGUCGGUAUAGCCGCCACAUAUAAAGGGAUCAGCAGGAAAGGAAGGGGUGACAACAGCAUACUUGGUUAUAAUAACAAGUCCUGGCGUUUUUACUACAGAUCUUCCAGUUACUAUUUCAUUCACAAUAAUGAGGAAACUGCAGUAUCUGGUCCCCCCUCCUCCAGGAUAGGAGUGUACCUGGAUCAUGGGGCAGGAACUCUGUCCUUCUACAGUGUCUCUGACACAGUGACCCUCCUGCACAGGGUCCAGACCACGUUCACUGAGCCCCUCUAUCCUGCGUUUGUGCUUUGGAGCAGUACAGCCAAACUGUGCUGACUAUGUUAAUAGGUAGUUGAAAGUGUCUCAAAAAUACUAAGUAAUUAAAACUAGACAACAUGGUAAGUGGCAGUAAAAUGUUUGCUGUCAGCUCUGUGAAAUACAGAAUGGACCUUCAUUUUAUCCCAGUGAACCAUCAAACCACACCAUUAGGGUGUCCUGGAGGACACCCAUACCGACAUGGGCAGAAUAUUCAAACUCCACACACACAGAGCCUGGGGUGGCAACUGUGGGGGGAAAUCAGAGUACCUGGAGGAAUCCCCAUACCGAUAUGGGGAGAAUUUGCAAACUCUACACACAUGAAACCCUGGAAGAGACUUGAACCCAGGUCCCACAGGUGUCAGGUGACAGUGCUAACCACUGCUCCACCCCUAUUAUUGGCAUUAUUAUUAUUAAUAAUAAUAGUAAUAACAAUAAUAAUAAUAGUAAUAAUAAUAAUGUCAUCAUUAUUAUUAUUCACUACAUUCAUUCAAUCACAGAGCUCAAGUCACAUUCACAGUCACAUUGCAUAUCAUAUUAAUAAGUUAAAAAGAUUUUCACCUAAAUUGAGUGCUACAAAACAAAUAAAGAGUAAAGAAGUAAUCAGAUUCCAAUCCAAUCCACCUUUAUUUGUAAAGCACUUUAAACAACCUUAUGGACCAAAGUGCUGAACGGAAGAAUAAAUAAAAGAGAAUAGUUGCAUAAGAAGUAAAAGAGAUUAAAACAUUCAUGCACUUAAAAAUGCAAAUGAAAUAAAUUAAAUAAAAACCAAAUCAAUAAAUGUGAAUAAAAGGCAUCAAUAAAAUAAAUAAAGAAAGAAAAGGCUAAGAUUAAGAUCAAAUUAACUCACAAAGUGUCAAAGUCCAAAGAGGAGAGAUGAGUUUUAAGAAGAGAUUUAAAAAAAAAAAGAUUCCAGGAAACAGAAUUGCAUACCUUUAAAUCUGGUUGUAUUUAGUCUGUCACAUGUAGGACAAGGUUAGUGACUCCAAAUACAGAAACAGACUGGAAGACCGGCAAAUGAAGAGGUUAACUGGAACAAACAACAGGAGGCAACAGGGCAACCAGGCUUUGAAGAAACAAGAUGGACAGACUGAGAGAAACCCCUCUUGGCUCUGGGACUUCUCCCAAGGAACCCUCACAGUUCUGGCACCCAAACCCAGACAGGGACCAACAGAAAAGACGAGGACUGACCCUAUAGGACAGACUCAGAACAAACACAACAAGGCAAUUAACAAGGCUGGAGCACAUAAGUGCAGACAUGGGUAGAGGUUCAAUGACUGAAAUAGGGUUGCAAGAAACACUGGGCUUACAGUAACUAACCAUAGGUGAUUGGUCCAUUGGUUGUAGGAGCACUGCCACAAACUGGCUAGACUGGUCUGAGGAGCAUGGUGGAACUGCUCCAUGGUACCCUCUGCUGGUCAGCCAACUGGUGGCAUGACAAUCAAUUGUGGAAAACGGGGAAACAAUGAACAUGAAAAUAAAUAUAAAUAUAUAUAUAUAUAUAUAUAUAUAUAAAUUAUACUGAUGUCAUAAUGCAUAUCAGUCAUUCAUUGAUAGAAAUAUAAUAUUCAAGACAGUCAAGUCUUAUGAAAAAUUUUAAGUAUGUAGUAGGUAGGUACGAUUUCCUUUAAAUAACAAUGGGUUUAUUCAGUAAAUUGCACACAAUAAUUCAUUGAAUGAAAUGAAAUGAAUCAAAAGAAAUUCUCUUGUCAACAUGGUGAUUUAUUUUUUUGGAGAGAUUAAAACCAGUAUGGAUUCCUUUGUGCUUUUGCCAUGUACAGUACCGAGAUGAACAGCUAAUGAUGAUUAAUUUAUUGGGAUAAGUUUUUAAAUCUUUUAUGUGUUGUAUCCAGUUUUAAUUUGGAAAACCAGCAAAUUAAUAAAUGUUUUAGCAGUUUACGAA